GCGCACAGUAGGUGGGGCACCAUGAGCGGCCUGGGCGACAGCUCCACGGAUCCCGCCAAUCCCGACUCCCGCAAGAGGAAGGGAUCCCCCUGCGACACGGCCCAGAGCGCGGAGAAGCGGCGGCGGGAGCAGGAGCACAAGUACCUGGAGGAGCUGGCGGAGCUGCUGUCGGCCAACAUCGGGGACAUCGACACCCUCAGCGUCAAACCCGACAAAUGCAAGAUCCUCCGGAAAACCGUGGAUCAGAUCCAGCAGAUGAAGAGGUUGGAGCAAGGUGAGGGGGCCCUCGGGAACGGCGGGAAAAUCCGUGGGGGGUUAGGGGUUGGGCUUCUCCUGGAAUUCUUCAAACCACGGGAAUGA
Messenger RNA from Manacus vitellinus (golden-collared manakin), 360 nucleotides. RefSeq names its product nuclear receptor coactivator 1-like. The annotation marks the transcript as partial. The record is from RefSeq and is a predicted model, not a curated record. Gene Ontology annotation, biological process: cellular response to hormone stimulus; positive regulation of transcription by RNA polymerase II. Gene Ontology annotation, cellular component: nucleus. NCBI's taxonomy places the organism in Eukaryota, Metazoa, Chordata, Aves, Passeriformes, Pipridae. The transcript is spliced from 2 exons. Gene Ontology annotation, molecular function: protein dimerization activity; nuclear receptor binding.